AUGAAUUCUGACCUAGAGGAUGGGUCCUUCCAGGCUGUCUUCCUCCUCCUGGUGCUGGCCCUGCUCCUGCUGAUGGGCUUUCUGCAUGUGGACAUCGAGCUGCUCACUCCGAGUGAGGUGGAGAGGCUGCCAGUUACCAACAUCAUGUUCCUCAAGACACACAAGACAGCGAGCAGCACCGUGCUCAACAUCCUCUACCGAUUCACCGAGACUCACAACCUGUCUGCAGCACUGCCGGCGGGCCCCAGCCUCCACCUAGGCUACCCCUGGCUCUUCCUGACACGCUAUGUGGAGGGGAGCAUGAAGGCAGACAGCCUUCACCAGCACUUCAACAUCAUGGGCAACCACCUGCGGUUCAAUGCUCCUGAGGUGCAGAAAGUGAUGGCCCCGGACACCUUCUACUUCUCUAUCCUCCGGGACCCGGCCCUCCAGCUCGAGUCCGCCUUCUACUACUACAAGAGCGCCGCGCCGGCCUUCCGGCGCGCCCCGAGCCUGGACGCCUUCCUUGCGGAGCCACGCCGGUACUACCAAGGCCAGGGCAGCGUACACGACGUCUACGCCCGCAACUCCAUGUGGUUCGACUUCGGCUUCGACCCCGACGCGCCGGCCGAGGACGGCUACGUGCGCGCGCGCCUCGCCGAGGUGGAGAGCCGCUUCCAGCUGGUGCUCAUCGCCGAGUACUUCGACGAGUCCAUGGUGCUGCUGCGGCGCCGGCUGCGCUGGCGGCUGGACGACGUCGUCUACUUCCAGCUGAACGCGCGCGGGGGGCGCGGCCCGGCCCGCCUGGGGCCCCGCGGCCGGGCGCGCGCGCGGCGCUGGUGCGCGCUGGACUGGCGCCUCUACCAGCACUUCAACCGCACCUUCUGGGCGCAGCUGCGCGCCGAGCUGGGCCCGAGCCGGCUGCGGGCCGAGGUGGCGCGGCUGCGGGCGCGGCAGCGCGAGCUCGCCGGCCUGUGCCUGCAGGACGGGGCGCCCCAGAACAAGACGCAGAUCCAAGACCCCGGGCUGCGCCCCUACCAGUCGGGCCAAGCCCACAUCCUGGGCUACAACCUCAGGCAGGAUCUGGACAACGCCACGCGGCUGCUCUGUCGGCGCAUGGUGAUGCCCGAGCUCCAGUACAUGGCGCACCUGUACGCCCGGCAGUUCCCGGAGAAGCCCCCGAAGGUCAUGCCCUUCCUGAAAGGGUAG
Molecule: messenger RNA, 1188 nt
Organism: Perognathus longimembris pacificus (Pacific pocket mouse)
Lineage: Eukaryota; Metazoa; Chordata; Mammalia; Rodentia; Heteromyidae
Gene: Gal3st2
Product: galactose-3-O-sulfotransferase 2
Exons: 4
Coding region: 1-1188 (395 amino acids)
Biological process (GO): glycolipid biosynthetic process; glycoprotein biosynthetic process
Cellular component (GO): membrane
Molecular function (GO): galactosylceramide sulfotransferase activity
Source: RefSeq, a predicted model, not a curated record